CAUUUGUUAUAUACGUUGCGCGCCGGAGGGAGCGGCGAUCCUCACCAUGUCGCGGCACGGAUUCCUGGUUCUUCUCUCGCUCGCGUUCGCGCAGUUCUUCGUCCUCGGCGAUGCGGCUCGACUACCACGAACCACGUCUGAAUCAACAGCCGCUGAGAAGUGCGGCUACGAGGCAUGCCAUGCCGUGGACCCGACUAAACUCAAUAUUCACUUGGUUCCUCAUACUCACGAUGACGUCGGUUGGCUGAAGACUGUGGACCAGUAUUACUUCGGAAGUCGCUCUACGAUCCAAAAAGCUGGAGUGCAGUACAUCCUCGACAGUGUUAUUCAGGCAUUGCUAGCUGAUCCUAGCAGAAGAUUUAUUUAUGUGGAGACCGCCUUCUUCUGGAAAUGGUGGCUGCGGCAGAACGAAAAGGUGCAGGCAGACGUCAGGAUGCUGAUAAACGAGGGACGAUUGGAGAUUAUCGGAGGAGCGUGGAGCAUGAACGACGAGGCUUGCACCCAUUAUCACUCACUGGUCGAUCAAUUCACUUGGGGAUUCAGACGGCUGAAGGAUACUUUCGGAAGCUGCGCCAGACCGCACAUAGGAUGGCAGAUAGAUCCAUUCGGCCAUUCCAGGGAACAGGCUUCCCUAUUCGCACAAAUGGGAUUCGACGGUAUGCUGUUCGGCCGUAUCGAUUAUCAGGAUAAGAACAAGAGACUGCGCGAGCAAUCGAUGGAAUUCGUCUGGAAAAGCAGCCCAAGUUUAGGCAAACGAGCGAAUUUGUUUACUGCCGCGAUGUACAACACGUACAGCCCACCACCGGGAUUCUGCUUCGAUGUUCUGUGUGCCGACGAACCGAUGAUUGAUGACCCUGAUAGUCCGGAUUACAAUAUCGGCAAAAGGAUCGAUGAUUUUCUGCGAUACGCGGUCAUACAAGCUAAUUAUUACCGCACGAAUCAUAUCAUAUUGACGAUGGGAGGAGAUUUCACUUAUCAGCACGCGGAAAUGUACUUCAUGAAUCUGGACAAGCUGAUAAGAUAUACAAAUCAGCGCAACGGCACCUCGUACAAUUUGAUUUAUUCAACACCCUCGUGCUACCUGAAAGCUCUGCACGACUUGGAUCUCGAAUGGCCCACCAAGAGUGACGAUUUCUUCCCGUACGCGAGCGAUCCUCACGCCUUCUGGACCGGUUAUUUCUCGUCGAGGCCAACCUCGAAGUACUUCGAACGCAUGGGAAAUAAUCUGUUGCAAACGAGCAAGCAGCUCGUUGCCCUGACGGACUUGAAGAACCACGACGCGCAGUUGGAACACUUCCGCGAGGCGAUGGGAGUGCUGCAGCAUCACGACGCUGUUACCGGCACUGAGAAGCAAUUAGUCGCGGACGAUUACGCGCGUAUACUGUACGAGAGUAUGUCUCAUGCCGAGAAAAUGAUGUCGGAAGCCGUAGGGAAGUGGACGAAAGGACUGUACGAUUCAGCGUCGACCGAUUUGUGCCUGCAGUUAAACAUCAGCUCGUGCGCGUUUUCCGAGGAAAAUGACAUGUUUACGUUCGUAGUCUACAAUCCUCUGAGCAGACCUCUUUCCACCUACGUUCGCCUUCCCGUUACAGGAAACGCUUAUGUGGUUCGAUCAAUGAACGACGCAUCGUAUCCAGUCGUGCAAGUAGUGCCGAUUCCCGAGACAGUCCAGAAUAUCCCAGGAAGGCAGAGCAAAGCGACGAAUGAAAUCGUAUUCCGCGCCGAGAACAUCCCUCCCUUCGGUCUGAAAUACUACCUCGUCGGCAAGAAGAAGGAAGAGAAUGUAGCUGAACCCGAAGCUGACCCCGAACCAGAGAACUUUAUCAAUACCGAGCUGUACAACAUAACCGUCAACGACAAAGGCGAGCUAAUGGUACAAUGGAACAAACAGAAGAACAUGAACCUCGUGCAAUCCUUCCAGUAUUACGAAGGGGCGGAGGGUGACAACAAGGUCUUCGAGAAUAGAUCGUCCGGAGCGUACAUUUUCAGGCCCAGAGAAGCGUCAGCUAGGACCUUCGUAUAUACCGGAACAUACAAAAUUCACAAAGGUCCCGUUGUGCAAGAGAUUCAUCAGACGAUAAACGAGUGGGUUAGCCAAGUGGUUCGAGUCUAUCCAGAGGAGGAGCAUAUUGAAUUUGAUUGGCUCGUUGGACCAAUACCUGUCAAGGACAAAAUUGGCAAAGAGAUUGUCACAAGAUUCACAAGCAACCUCGAAACGAACGGGGCGUUUUACACAGAUAGCAACGGAAGGGAGAUGCUAAAGCGCGUAAGAAAUUAUCGGCCAACGUGGGAUCUGGAGCUGGAAGAACCAGUAUCUGGAAAUUACUAUCCCGUAACCAGUAAAAUCGCAAUCAAGGACGAAGAGAAACAGCUGAAACUCAAUGUUCUGAACGAUCGUGCUCAGGGUGGAAGCAGCUUGAUAGACGGUGCCAUUGAAUUGAUGGUUCAUCGAAGACUUCUCAAGGACGAUGCGUUCGGUGUUGCGGAAGCGUUGAACGAAACCGCAUUCGGCGAAGGUUUAGUAGCGAGGGGUACGCAUUACCUCUUCGGCGGUGCAGUGAAGAACGUGGAUGAAUUCGUGUUGAAGGAGAAGGAACUCGCCCUUAAACUAGCCCUGCACCCUUGGAUCAUGGGAGGCCCCGUUACAUUUAAUAUCGCCACGGAUGUUGUAAUGGAACUCGCGGACAUAUUUGGAACUUCCCUCUCAGGACUUACGAAAGUAUUGCCGCCGAAUGUACACAUUCUCACUUUAGAACCGUGGAAGGAUGGCAAGAUCCUGUUGAGAUUGGAGCAUCUCUUCGAAGCUGGUGAAGCGCAACAGCUGUCUCAACCGGUUGAAGUUAACAUUCAGAGUCUGUUCUCAACCUUCUCGAUCGAAUCGAUCGAAGAGACCACGUUAGGCGCCAAUCAGCUGUUGAGCGAAAAUAAUCCUAUGAAGUGGAAAACGGAUACAAAUGAUAUCGUCGAAGAUGUUGAGGAAGAGACUGUACAACCCGUGGAAAUUCAAGACGACGUGGUCAAUGUUACUCUAAAACCGAUGGAGAUACGCACGUUUAUUCUCACAGUGAAACGAAAAGCUCUUUGUUUCAUGCCGGAGAUUUGGACUCAAACUCUUAUCACAGUGACACCGAAGAGAAACAGCUGUUUUAGACACCAGGAUGUCGAGGUGCGACAAAUCCGGGUGGAAACUAAGAUUUCCGCAGACGUUCAAGAACCUUUUACUAUAUCCCAGGAGGAUUUCACUCCUCCUGAGCCAUCUCCCAAGCACUUGAUCGAUCCCGAGGAAUUGGAACAGAGGUCUACCAGAGAUGCGGAGAACCAAACAUUUUUGCAGGGUGUUCCUACGGUGAUCAUACCAAUUCAGCAGAGGCAUGAAGUAUCACAGACGACGUAUACGCGCGGACACCCGCCCAAAAAAUAUUCUACAAUGAUGACUUCCAUGAACGCCAAGCCGCCCGUGUUCAAGAACGAUUGUCCGAGUCAAACGGAGAUUGGAAUUCCUCCCGGAACACCGCAGCAUGAAGCAGCGAAGUACUUAUCAAGCUGUACGCGUGAUAAACGAAGAAAUCCUUCGGAGGAUCCCGCAGACCCGGGAACGAUAGUCCACGAAAUUCUAAAUUUUCUGUUAUCUCGCACGCUCUGGAUAUCUGAUCCUGAUCUCUAUCAGGCUCCCGUCGAAACAACGUGCCAGGAGACGCAAACCGUAAUACGAUACAAUCCUAACACCGAUAGCAUAGUGAUGGACAGCGAGAUUCAGACGAAGCUGACAUGUAAGCCGAGACACUCCAACAGUAAACUGUUGGCUGAGUACGAGGAGACGAAGAGCUUCGUGCAAAGCUGUCUUCAGGAAUGUCUCGAAGGGAUCGAAUCCCGCGUCAUAAUUGACGAGCUGAUCGACGAGAUAAUUAUGAAAGGAGCAGAUAGGCUCAAGCAGCCCGUGUGCAAUCAAGAGAGUCAAACCGUGGCCAGUUACAGGUCCAGGGAAAAAGACGUGCUACGGAAAUUAAGGAUGCCCGUGGUGGUUGAUCCUCUCGAAGCAUCCACCGUCGUGGUGCCCCUGAUGGAUCAUCUGUUACGUUCGAUCUGCGACGAGGUGUCCCGAAACGCUCGACGCGUUGUCAAGGAUAUUUUGAAUUCGUCGAUUCGACAGACAGUCUUGAUCGGGUUCAAGCUGGAAAGGACCCGGAAACAGCUGCGACCCAAGUCCAUUGAACAAGUACUCGACCGAAGGAGGAAGAGGAUCGUCGAAGCUAUGUUGAGGAAGAGAACGGAGACUGCCGCCACUCAGACAGGUCUCGCUGGAGUUCCCGUGGUCGCGAAGAUCAAAGAGGAUAUCUUGUGCUCGGUCUACACCAGGCAAUCCAUAUGCCAUUGGUGCAGAAUAGGUCAAGAGGAGGUCGAUGCAUCGCUCGAAAGCACGAAAUUACUGCGUACGCAGGAUAUCCUACUGGCGUCUAAGCCGUGCUACGUCGUCGCGACAGCCUCAGAAGAGGCGAGGAACCCGCAUCUGCAAUCGACCGCCUUGAUGAAGAAGAAAUUAAUCACCGUCCAAUCACCUACACCUACACAAGUAACGUCUGAGAAAAUAGGUGACGCUAAGACCAUUAAUGUGCCGAUGACUCCGAAGAAAAGUUUUCACGAUCGAGGUAUGUGUGUUAAUUUUCGCAUAAUUCCUAUCUUUUUACAAUUUGCUUUCGUUUGUGAUAUAGAUUCCGUCAGUGGAUGGGCUCGUAUUAUUGACGACACGUUAGUAAAAUCCUGGUCUUUCAAAGGAUCUGCUGUUGCAACUAAUGCAACUAACGUCACCAUCACCAGUUUCGCGGCAACGUCGAUCUCGGAAUCCUGCUGCAAGAAAGCCUCUCAGUUCGAGAGUGUCUCGAGCUUGCAAGUUACGCGGGCACUGCAGAUAUUAAAGAACACAUUUUGCACCCGUGACACCUGUGCUGCUAAAACAUUAAAAAAAAAUCGUUUGCCCGAUAAGCGCAAGAACAAGGAACCUACAUCUUGUGAUUUAGAUAAUUGCACUCUAUUAAACCUCGAUCGAUGUCCUGAGCGAUCUAUUAAUAAAAUCGAUAGUCAGAUUUGCGCUAGGCCGCGAGCUGAUAAAUUUAGAGCUGCAUCAGCUUUGACGAAAUCUCGACGACAGAUAUGUAUGUUAAAAUAUUAAGCUGCGAGUCGUUGACAAAAAACGAUCUUUUCGACGAAUCUCGAUUGACGAGCAACAAGUAGGAAGAGAUUUGCAGUCACUUACGUAAUACGUGAGUUUAUUAUUCAAAUUAUCGCAUAAAUUAUUAUUAAUUAUUGUAAUUAUUGACGCAUAAAAUGUGUUCAAUUGUUCGUCAUAUACAUUAAUCUAAUAUUCUAAUACAAUCUGCACUGUGCGAAAUCCAUACGACGAAUACCAUAAUCUAAUUACACGAAACUAUACGAAACAAAUAUUAAAAAAUACAGUAAUUUUUGUGUGUAUUUAUAAAUAUCGCACGGCUCGGUACAACUGAGCAAUCGAUAACAUCGUGACGCGUAUACACGUGUAUUACGAUUUCGCUCGCUUCGAAACAGCGAGCUACUCUUGCGUAGCUACUCUUUACAAUAAUUAUUAACACGUGCUACGGAUGUUUAUUGCUGAACCAAUAUUUGCGUAGUAACAAUAUUAUUGACGGAACACUGCAAACACUGCGUCUUCUCCAAAUGUAGGAACAACAUGUUUACUAUCUUAUUUUUCUACAAUAAACAUGUCAACGUGUGAACGUGUUGUACUAACGCACAAUCUCUAAAUAUACGAGACAUUUUUCGCUAGAUAUACGAGACACUUUUCACAAUGUACUAAGAUACGUCUCUGCGAUUCUUGAUAUUUUUCGUCGCCUUCGUGAUCCAAAAGUGCUCGCACAAGGUGGGAAGAUUAGUCGAGAAUUCCUCACUGCACGCGAUCAAUCCAAAUCAGUAUCGCGUAAAGCGAGAUUGCGUAACGCGCGAUUAAGUUUACGCUCGAAGUGUCCUCUGAAAUGCUACGUGAACGCUGCAGCUGCCGAGAGAGAAAGAGCCGAGGUCGUCGAUCGCAUUCGAACAGGUGUGCGGAAACUACCGCGAAUAUUUGUCGCAGUUACGAAGUAACUCCCCGCAAAGAAAGCUCAAUCGCGCGUUUUACGAGAAA
Messenger RNA from Ooceraea biroi (clonal raider ant), 6151 nucleotides. It is a transcript of the gene LManII, whose product is annotated as Lysosomal alpha-mannosidase II. Gene Ontology annotation, cellular component: lysosome. Gene Ontology annotation, biological process: mannose metabolic process. The record is from RefSeq and is a predicted model, not a curated record. Lineage: Eukaryota; Metazoa; Arthropoda; Insecta; Hymenoptera; Formicidae. Gene Ontology annotation, molecular function: alpha-mannosidase activity; carbohydrate binding.